AUGUUUGCCGCCCACUACACACAUACAUUUUAUAAUUAAUUCUGUCUUUUAGUAUAAUAAGGUAAGAUUAAAAGAUUUGAUAAGUCAAUAGCCCUUCUGUUCUAGCCUUCUAGAUACAAAUUUAUACACAUAAAUAACGUUGUACUUCCAUAAAAUAUUACUUCUAUAUAUUAUAUACUUAUAUACCAUUUGGUCAACGAUCAUUCAACCAGACAAACUGUACACUCCUAAGAAAACCCCUUAAAAGUAGCAAGGGAAGCAUUCUCUAUGAUAAAUUUGUUUUUUUUUAAAAAAAAUACAAGCACAAGUUUAAUGAGGUUUCAUUCUAAAAUCAAUUGAUAAUAGAAAACGUAGUCCAUCAAGCUUAUAUGUUUGUUAAUCUCUCUUUGAUUCUUCGAUAUGGGAUCACAUGGGGAUUUUAUUUCCAACACUUUUUAGAACCAUGCUCUUGACUACUUUGAACUACAAAUCAGUAAAAGAAGCAUUCCAUAAGAAGAGUUUUUUAGACAACUUUAUUUGGAAAAUCCGUAAAGACAACCCAAACCUUAAUAAUGCAAAAGCAAGAGCACGAUGAGUCAUUAAGGGUUUUAUCAAUUUGAUUACAAUAAAAGACUUCAUUAAGUUAAGGUUAAAUACAUCCAAUCUCUAAAUUUUUCCUUAAACAAACUUCUUUAGUGACGUUGGGGUAAUGGAAUAUUGUUCUAAUACGUUAAUGUGUUGUUUAUGAGAAAUUCUAGCAUUACUAUCAACACUUAAAGCUCCAACAACCAGAGCCAAAACAUGGUACCAUUCUAGCCUAUGUAAAACCUCCUCCCAAGUCCCGACCGGGUCAGUUCAUGAUAGGAUACUACUGGACCCAGAAAAAAAAAUAAACACCAACCAUAGAAUGACAAGGAUUUUUAAUCUUAAUAGACAACCAAGGCAUUAAAUUUCCAAAGAUAGUUCUUUUGUUAUAGGAAGAAGCAUGUAUAUUAUAUAUUUCAUUCUUGUAUUAAGACUUUUGAGAUGGUAUGAGUUGUUAUUUAAUUAUGAGAUCUAAUAUAAUCAUACAUUAUUAUAAAAAUAACCAAAUAAUUUACACCACCGGAGAGUGAGUUUAGCUCCCUGACAGACUCCUAUUAAUUAAACAGGAACACCCUUGCUGUUUGAUAGGAUUCCAAAACUUACAUCAAAAAAAUUAAUUCACCAUGGCUCAUGUUGUUUAUGGGUGUUUUCAUAUUAUGCCUGCAAUUUACACCUUCCUUUUAUGCUUCUCUUUUGAGUAUUUUGGAGUAACAGCCAAAUACAUUACUGCUACUCAGAUUCUUAGAGACCCAGAAACAUUAGUUUCUAGUAAUUCUGUUUUCAAGGCUGGUUUUUUUAGCACUACAAAUUCGAAAAAACGAUACGUAGGGAUCUGGUAUAACAGUAAUAAGGAUUCUGAUUCUGGUAUAUCUGAAGUAGUAUGGAUAGCUAAUAGGGAUAAUCCUCUUGAUGACUCUUCUGGAGUGCUUAAAAUUUCUAAGGAAGGAAAGCUUCAACUUUCAGACAGAAAAAACAAAAUAUUUUGGUCAACAGAUGUAUCACAGCAGGAAAAUAAAACGGUUGCUAAGCUUUUAGAUACUGGAAAUCUUGUUCUGCUGUCAAACGACAGUGGAGAGAUCAUCUGGCAGAGUUUGGAACACCCAACAAAUACAUGGCUACCGUCAGCAGUACAGCUCACCUUUGAUAUACAUAAGAAAGAUAACCCAACAAUUCGAUCAUGGAAGAGUGCUUCAGAUCCAUCAACUGGACGCUUCAACCAUGGUAUUGUUUCUCGCAAUUUUCCUGAAUUAUUCACUAUGGAAGGGGAAAAACCUUAUUGGAGAUCAGGUCCUUGGACUAGUAAUCACUUCCUCGGGGUCCCUUACAUGCAUUCAGAGGUUUCCUCGGGAUUUCAAAUUUAUGAUAAUCAUGAAGGAGAAAUUCAGCUAUCAUAUUCUUUGGCAAAUUCAUCCUUGUUGGAACGAGUUGUAAUGAAUCAUGAUGGACGAGUGUUCUUCGAGCAUUGGGGAGCCAAAAGAGGAAAGUGGGAAGUUGUGUGGAAUUCCUUCCAGUCUGAAUGUGAAUUAUAUGGAAAAUGUGGUGCUUUUGGAAAUUGCAAUCCAAGCAAAUCACCCAUUUGUAGCUGUUUGAAGGGGUUUGAGCCAAACAACAGGGAUGAAUGGAACAACGGAAAUUGGAAUAAUGGGUGUUUUCGGAGGACACCAUUGCAGUGUGGUACAAGAGAAGGAAAAUCAGACAAGUUUCUAAAGAUGAGGCACAUGAAAGUACCAGACUAUUCUUAUUGGGUGUCAUCAAGUGGUGAAGAUGAUUGUGGGACGAAGUGCUCGCAGAAUUGUUCUUGUUUAGCUUACGCGUAUUAUCCGGGAAUAGGGUGCAUGAUGUGGAAUGUAAGCCUUAUGGAUAUUCAACAAUUUUCUGCUGAUGGAGCUGAUCUUUUCAUUCGUUUGGCUCAUUCGGAACUAGGUAAACAACCUAACUGUGAACCUGGGAAAUCAAAGCUAAUUAUAAUUACCAUCAUGGGAACUUUUGGUGCAACAACAUUAGUUCUCUUUAUCUUCCGUUUGUACAUUAAUAAAAUUAGUUUUUAUAAAUCAACCAUUUUGAUAUCUUUUGCAGGGUUGAAAAAUACAAACAAGCUGGAUUUGCAACUGUACAACAUAUUAGAUGAUAGAAUUAAUGAUUUUCAAGAUUUGCCAUUGUUUCAAUUCCAAAAGUUGGAAGUUGCAACAAAUUUCUUUUCCACAAAGAACAAAAUUGGACAGGGUGGUUUCGGUUCCGUGUACAAGGGAAAGUUGGAAGAUGGGAAAGAUAUAGCGGUUAAAAGACUAUCAAGAUCAUCUGGACAAGGCCUGCAAGAAUUUAUGAAUGAGGUGAUAGUCAUCUCAAAACUUCAACACAAAAACCUUGUCCGACUUUUAGGCUGCUGCAUAGAAAGAGAAGAGAAAGUAUUGGUGUAUGAGUACAUGCCAAAUAAGAGCUUGGAUGCAAUACUCUUUGACCCGUAUCACAGGAAACAGUUGGACUGGAAGAAGCGGUUUAGUAUCAUCAAAGGGAUAUGUAGAGGCCUACUUUAUCUUCAUAGAGAUUCUAGGUUGAAGAUUAUUCACAGAGAUCUUAAGGCAAGCAACAUUUUGCUAGAUGAGGAGCUUAAACCAAAGAUAUCUGACUUCGGUAUGGCAAGGAUUUUCGGAACAAAACAAGAUCAAGCCAACACCUUGAGGGUCGUCGGGACCUAUGGUUAUAUGUCUCCGGAGUACGCAAUGGAAGGCCGGUUUUCAGAAAAAUCAGAUGUAUUCAGUUUAGGAGUGCUUUUGUUGGAGAUUAUCAGUGGCCGAAAGAACAAUAGCUUUGAAGAUUAUGAGUCAUUGAGCCUCUUAUCUUACGCGUGGAAGUUGUGGAAUGAAGAUGAUAUACUUUCUUUCAUUGAUUCAGAAAUUUAUGAUCCAAGUUCUCAAGGUGAGAUUUUGAAGUGCAUACAACUGGGGCUAUUGUGCGUACAGGAACAUCCUGAAGAUAGGCCAACCAUAUCGGCACUAACUUCCAUGAUCGAUGUUGAGGAUGAUAAAGAGCUUCCGCUCCCAAAGCAACCUGGUUUUACUCAAAAGGUACUAUGUCGCACCAAUGGGAUCAUCGAAAAUGGUAGUAUAAACCAUCUUUCUUUGACAGUUUUUAGUGGUCGAUAGUUCGUGUGUUUUCAAGUCAAUGUACUCUAUUAUUUGAAACAGCAGGAUGUUAUUACCUAACAAUUACCAAAGAGUAGUUAGUGGGAUUUUUUCAGAUAGUUCUUCUCUAAUAUUUGAUACAGCUGGAUGCUAUUACUUAUUACUUUAGAGUGUAAAGUAUAAUUACUGAUUACAAAGUUUGUGGGUUUUUCAUAGUUCAGUCACACAAUGUUGAAGAAUAAGCUUGUAUUUCUGUGAUAAUGUGACAAUGUAAAAUGCACAUUGCACAAUCUCUAAUGUAUAAGCCAAAAUGCAUGAUAUCAUAGCAAAGUCAUGCAUAAAUAGAGUUCUGAACAUAAUGAACUUUCUAUCUCUUCUACAUAUGACAGCAGGAAAAGGAAAAAAGUUGAUGAA
Molecule: messenger RNA, 4100 nt
Organism: Amaranthus tricolor (Joseph's coat)
Lineage: Eukaryota; Viridiplantae; Streptophyta; Magnoliopsida; Caryophyllales; Amaranthaceae
Product: G-type lectin S-receptor-like serine/threonine-protein kinase At1g11300
Exons: 7
Coding region: 1188-3707 (839 amino acids)
Biological process (GO): protein phosphorylation; recognition of pollen
Molecular function (GO): protein serine/threonine kinase activity; ATP binding
Source: RefSeq, a predicted model, not a curated record